Suncus etruscus (white-toothed pygmy shrew) is the source of this 1285-nucleotide messenger RNA. RefSeq names its product deoxyhypusine synthase (gene DHPS). The transcript is spliced from 9 exons. NCBI's taxonomy places the organism in Eukaryota, Metazoa, Chordata, Mammalia, Eulipotyphla, Soricidae. Gene Ontology annotation, cellular component: cytoplasm. Gene Ontology annotation, molecular function: deoxyhypusine synthase activity. Bases 108 to 1217 code for a protein of 369 amino acids. Gene Ontology annotation, biological process: peptidyl-hypusine biosynthetic process. The record is from RefSeq and is a predicted model, not a curated record.
CUUCCGGCACUCUCUCCCGAGAAGCGCAUGCGAGAACCUUAACGCGUCUCGAGGCCGCUGGCGGCCGAGCCCGGGCGGCUCUACGCUGAGACGGCGCUCGCAGGAGCAUGGAGGGUGCCCAGGAGGAGAAGGCGCCUGCAGCGGCGCUGGCUGCUGUGCUGAAACACAGCUCGGCGCUGCCGGCCGAGAGUGCCCAGGUGCGGGGCUACGACUUCAACCGCGGCGUGGACUACCGCGCGCUGCUGGGAGCGUACGGCACCACCGGCUUCCAGGCCACCAACUUCGGGCGCGCGGUGCAGCAAGUCAACGCCAUGAUCGAGAAGAAACUUGAGCCGCUGUCGGAGGAUGAAGACCACCAUGCAGACCUGACCCAGAGUCGCCGGCCCCUCACCGGCUGCACCAUUUUCCUGGGCUACACGUCCAACCUCAUCAGCUCCGGUCUCCGCGAGACCAUCCGCUACCUCGUGCAGCAUAACAUGGUGGACGUCCUGGUGACCACGGCAGGGGGAGUGGAGGAGGACUUCAUCAAGUGCCUGGCCCCCACCUACCUGGGCGAGUUCAACCUCCCUGGGAAGGAGUUGCGGGAGAAUGGAAUCAACAGGAUCGGGAACCUCCUUGUGCCCAACGACAAUUACUGCAAGUUUGAGGACUGGCUCAUGCCCAUUCUGGACCAGAUGGUGCUGGAGCAGAACACCGAGGGCACGAAGUGGACACCCUCCAAGAUGAUAGCGCGGCUGGGCAAAGAGAUCAACAAUCCUGACUCCGUGUAUUACUGGGCGCAGAAGAACCAUAUCCCAGUACUGAGCCCGGCACUCACCGACGGCUCUCUCGGGGACAUGAUCUUCUUCCACUCCUAUAAGAACCCUGGCCUAGUGUUGGACAUCGUGGAGGAUCUAAGGCUCAUCAACACCCAAGCCAUCUUCGCCAAGCGCACAGGCAUGAUCAUCCUGGGCGGGGGAGUGGUCAAGCACCACAUCGCCAAUGCCAACCUCAUGCGGAAUGGGGCCGACUUCGCUGUCUACAUCAACACGGCCCAGGAGUUCGAUGGCUCUGACUCAGGAGCGAGGCCGGACGAGGCGGUGUCAUGGGGCAAGAUCAGGGCAGAUGCAGAGCCAGUGAAGGUCUACGCCGACGCCUCCCUAGUGUUCCCGUUGCUGGUGGCCGAGACAUUUGCACAGAAGGUGGGCGCCUUCGGACCCGAGAAGAGCGAGGACUGAGGGGCAGAGGGGGACCCUGCAUGAUAUUUUUUCUCCUGAAUGUCUGAAAUAAAAUGUCACGGUCAUUC